UCAAUGAUUAUAUGCAAAGGAUUUAAUUGUAAAAUUAAUAUCCACAAGAUGAGAGAACUUUUGAAACAAGCGCAAAUGGAAUUCCAAUGUUUGAUCAAAGAAAAUGACGCUGUUAUUUUUAAAAAAUAUAUUGAAGAAGGUAAAAAGAUGACUAUUGCUUAUACAGUUUCUAUGUAUUUCGUAGCAUUAACAUAUAUAAUAUUACCAUUAACACCUAAAAUUCUUGACAUAAUUAUUCCUCUGAACGAAACACGUCCGAUAAAAUUCAUAUUUUAUACAGAAUAUAAUGUCGACGAAAAAAAAUAUUUUUGGUAUAUUCUGAUGCACGGAUAUGCCGUUUCCGUUGCAAGUAUCUCAAUUUUGAUAGCGACUGAUACAUUAAUCGUACGUUAUGUGCAACACGCUGUUGCAGUCUUUAACGUUAUUGGGUACCGAUUACAAAAUCUUAAGAAAUAUGUUAAAAAGGAUAACGAAAGUAAUAAAAAUAUUUCAAUCAAUGAUAAUAUUCAUUGUCACAUCAUUAAUUGUAUGAAACAACAUCAAAAAAUAUUACAAUUUACAGAUCUUCUUGAAUCUGCUUAUAGUUUUCAAAUAUUCUUUGAAAUUUUCAUUAAUAUGCUAUUAAUGAGUAUUACUGGAGUACAGACUGUUAUGAAAUUAGGAGAACCGGACGAAGUCAUUAGAUUAGGUUUUUUCUGCAUAGGUCAGACACUUCAUUUGUACUUCGUAAAUAUUCCAGGACAAAAAUUAAUUGAUCACAGUGUUCUUUUAACUAAUUCUGCUUAUUUUGGAGAAUGGUACGACGUACCACCAAAAUCAAGAAAAUUGUUAUCGAUGAUUAUACUGAGAAGUUCAAAACCUUGCAAAUUAACAGGUGGAAAAGUUUUGGUAUUAUCGAUCGAAAAAUUUAAAAACGUACUCCGAGCAUCUAUAUCAUAUUUUACAGUACUUGCUUCAUUGAAAAAAUAAUCUAAUAUUGAUGGGUAACUUCAUCACUAUCGUUAAUACAAAAAUUCUCAUUGGA
Molecule: messenger RNA, 1024 nt
Organism: Polistes dominula (European paper wasp)
Lineage: Eukaryota; Metazoa; Arthropoda; Insecta; Hymenoptera; Vespidae
Product: odorant receptor 9a
Biological process (GO): sensory perception of smell; detection of chemical stimulus involved in sensory perception of smell
Cellular component (GO): plasma membrane
Molecular function (GO): olfactory receptor activity; odorant binding
Source: RefSeq, a predicted model, not a curated record